CAGAGUUAGGGUUUUAAUACGUGGUUCACCCUCUUCUUUUUUUUUAAUAACACAGCGGGUUAUUGGCUGAUCCGUAUUUGACCCGUUAUCUGACCGCUUUGGUUUUGGGAUGUGGACAGCACUACUACUACUAUAUAUACUAGUUGCCUUGCCAAUUGCUCCAUACUUCAAAGUCUGCAGCCGACUUUGGACCAAGCACUUCGGAAGAUUCUCCAAUGGCAGAGGGAGAAGUCGUCACUGUUAAAGAUGUUGUCCACAAGUUGCAACUUUGUCUUCUUGAAGGCAUUAAAGAUGAGAACCAACUCAUUGCUGUUGGGUCUUUGUUGUCUCGGAGUGACUAUCAGGAUGUAGUAACUGAACGAUCAAUAGCAAACAUGUGUGGUUAUCCUCUUUGCGACAACCCUCUACCUUCUGAAAGGCCUCGGAAAGGACACUACAGAAUAUCAUUGAAGGAGCAUAAAGUUUAUGAUCUUCAUGAAACUUACAUGUACUGUUCAACAAAUUGUGCUGUCAAUAGUGGAGCAUUUGCUGGUAGCUUGCAAGAUGAGAGAAGCUCUACGCUGAAUCCAGCAAAGCUUAAUGAAGUCCUGAAUCUAUUUAAGGUUUUGCAUUUGCGUUCCACAGAGGAUGUGAAAAAAAAUGGAGAUCUAGUAUCUUCCAAUUUGAAGAUUCAGGAAAAAGUGGAUGUUAAGGGUGGUGAAGUUUCCUUGGAAGAGUGGAUGGGUCCAUCUAAUGCAAUUGAAGGCUAUGUUCCACAGAGAGAUCGAAGUGUGAAUCCAGCACUGUUGAAAAACGUUAACAGAGGAUCCAAGAAGAAUAAGCAUGCCGAACUCCAAAAUGAGGUACUUAAUGAGAUUGACUUUUCCAGCACUAUAAUAACACAAGAUGAGUAUAGCAUUUCAAAGUUUGCAGCUCCUGUAAAUAAUGUCUCGAGUGAAAAGUUCAAAGAACCCCAAACGAAGACUAGGUACAAAGUUAAGGAUGAUGAUGUUUCUAUAUUGGGUAAGCAAGUUGAUGCCUUGCAGUUGCAUUCUGCAGAAGAAACAGAAAAAACAGAUAAGAAUGAUAGUUGUUUUAAGGUGGAUAAAUUUAAUUCUGGAGAAGUGUCUUCUGGUCCUUCCCGACAUGAUGUUACGAACAAAUGUGUUGAGGUUCUAAAUAUGUCGGAUGCCGAAGGAAAAUAUGCAUUAGAUGGUGCACGUGAUAAGCAAUUGCUCAAAUCUUCUCUGAAAUCCUCAAAUUCCAAGAAAAUGGCUCGGUCAGUAACUUGGGCUGAUGAAAAUAUAGAUGAUGGCACUGGCAAGAAAACAGAGAGCUCGUCCAAAAUAUCAGAAUAUGAAAACCAAGCUUGUGGGGAAUCAGGCUCAAUAGACAUGGAAGAGGAUAAUGCUUCAUAUCGAUUUGGAUCUGCAGAAGCCUGUGCAGAAGCACUAACCCUAGCGGCAGAGGCUGUUGCCUCAGGUUCUGAUGUCUCUGAUGCCGUGUCCAAAGCCGGGAUUAUAAUAUUGCCACCUCCACAAGAAGUGGAUGAAGCAAUACAUCAGAAGAACGAUGAGAUGCUUGAUGUUGAACCAACUCCUUUAAAAUGGCCAAGAAAACCAGGGAUGCCAAAUUUUGAUGUUUUUGAAUCAGAGAACUCUUGGUAUGAUCGUCCACCUGAGGGGUUUAAUAUGACUCUGUCACCUUUUGCUACAAUGUUUGAUUCCCUCUUCACAUGGAUAUCGUCGUCUUCCUUGGCAUUUAUAUAUGGGCACGAUGAAAGCAAUAGUGAGGAGUAUUUGUCGAUCAAUGGAAGAGAAUAUCCUCACAAGAUUGUGCUAUCUGAUGGCCGGUCAACUGAGAUCAAACAGACUCUUGCUGUCUGUCUUGCUCGAGCACUGCCGGGAUUGGUUGCUGACCUUAGGCUGCCUGUACCAGUAUCAACUUUAGAGCAAGGAAUGGUUCUCUUGUUAGAUACAAUGUCUUUUGUGGAUCCACUCCCUGCAUUUCGAAUGAAGCAGUGGCAACUUAUUGCACUUCUGUUUCUUGAUGCUCUUUCUGUAUGUAGGAUACCCACACUGACUCCAUAUAUGACAGCACGAAGGACUUCGCUUCCGAAGGUGCUUGAUAAUGCUCAGAUAAGCACAGAGGAAUAUGAGAUCAUGAAAGAUUUAAUCAUUCCACUAGGUCGAGUGCCUCGGUUCUCAAUGCAAAGUGGAGGCUAGUUUUACAUAACAUGGUUGUUGCGGACCAGCUCCUAUAAACUUACAUGGUAGAAAGAGGUUGUGAGAAUAGACUGGAAAAUGUGCAUGUACCGUCAAAUUAUAUAUGUUUGUCGUAACUUCUCUUCAUAUAUGAUUAUCUUGUAGAAAUGCUAUGUUAUCAAGACAUUGAUGAUAAGUGAAAAGGGUGAAGCAAGCAUUUAUCUGUUUCUCUCUGCCUUCUUUAUAUGACAACUAUCAUUCGUGGGAGAGUACAUUGUAUUUUUCUUUUAGGGACUGCAUAGAGCUAUUGUUUAGUGCAAUUUACAGCAAGUUGAGGUGAUGUUUGCCUUCUUACCACAAGCUCCGUAGCUUCAGUUUGUGUUUUUUUUUUCCUUUUUCAGUUUAUGUCCUAAUUUGUGGCUUGUCUUGCUAAAGGAAUGUAUCUUAACUACCUAUAUUUAAAUAAAAUAGUGCUCCCUUGGAUAUGAA
This is a messenger RNA of Capsicum annuum, 2672 nucleotides long. RefSeq names its product putative RNA polymerase II subunit B1 CTD phosphatase RPAP2 homolog. Gene Ontology annotation, cellular component: cytoplasm; nucleus. The coding region runs from base 216 to 2204 and encodes 662 amino acids. Lineage: Eukaryota; Viridiplantae; Streptophyta; Magnoliopsida; Solanales; Solanaceae. The transcript is spliced from 8 exons. Gene Ontology annotation, molecular function: RNA polymerase II CTD heptapeptide repeat phosphatase activity; RNA polymerase core enzyme binding. The record is from RefSeq and is a predicted model, not a curated record.